AACAGGGUGUGACAAUAAGGGCUUAGAGGAAGGACAUGAAGAUGACGAGGAAAAGCGUGAUAAAUAUGAGAAUCGUGGAGACGAGGAUAUGAAUGAAGAGGAAAGAGGGGACGAGCGAGUUGGACUAAAGGGAGAUUCACAUAGCCCACAGAGAAUUGCACAUACUAAGAAGUCUUUUAAGUAUGGGAAAAUUUCAGCC
Messenger RNA from Ilex paraguariensis (yerba mate), 199 nucleotides. The record is from the annotation of a GenBank genome assembly. NCBI's taxonomy places the organism in Eukaryota, Viridiplantae, Streptophyta, Magnoliopsida, Aquifoliales, Aquifoliaceae.